Nelumbo nucifera (sacred lotus) is the source of this 1649-nucleotide messenger RNA. RefSeq lists its product as uncharacterized. The record is from RefSeq and is a predicted model, not a curated record. Lineage: Eukaryota; Viridiplantae; Streptophyta; Magnoliopsida; Proteales; Nelumbonaceae. Gene Ontology annotation, biological process: regulation of DNA-templated transcription. Gene Ontology annotation, molecular function: DNA binding; DNA-binding transcription factor activity.
CUUCUUACAUCUAUAUUAAAGCCCCAAAUCUCCAAUCCCUGUAAUUCUUUUGCACCCACAAAAAACUAUCCAACAAAACCAUCCAUGGCAACUGAUCGAUUCCUGUUUCCAAACUAACCUCCUUAUUGCUUUGAGUACACAAGAAAAACCUACUUUCUUUGUAGCUUUUUCACUACUCAAAAGGACUCACAAUUCUUUGCUUUUCUUGUUUUGGAUUUGUUGUAGAUUUACAAAGAAGAAAAGAUGAUUCAAGAGUUGUUAGGAAAUACUAGUGCAGGACUGGUAGGAGGAGAGAGGAACAUCUCGAUUGGUGCUGGAGUUUUAGAAGGCUCAUCACCAUCUCUUUCGUCUUCUUCUUCUACAACGACAACAGCAACAACAACUACUUCAACUACAACCACCACAACAUCAUCAGGAUCCUCAGAGCACCAAAAUGUGAGGUGCCCAAGAUGUGAUUCUUCCAACACCAAGUUCUGCUACUACAACAACUACAACCUCACUCAGCCUCGCCACUUCUGCAAGACCUGCCGACGGUACUGGACCAAAGGUGGCGCCCUCCGUAACGUGCCGAUCGGGGGCGGCUGCCGGAAGAGCAAGAACACAAGUAUGUCCACAGCUUCAGCUGCCAAAUCAAGCAUGGGGAAGGUCAAAGUUGCAUCAGAGAUCGUUAAAUCGAGCCUUGGAAGUGGGUUUGAUCACGACCCGCCAUCUAACCCAAUUUUAUGGGCUACUCCACAGAAUUCUCAACUGUUAGCCUUACUGAGAGCAAGCCAAAACCUUAACCCUAACCCUAACCCUAACCCCAUUUGUAAUCCAGUUACCAUCAAAGAUGAGGCGGGUAUUAUCGGAUCCCAUGUCACGUCGGACUCAUCAGCAGUGACGGGUGCAAUAAAUGCACGAGUCCUGAACCUAGAUCCUCUGACUCAGGUUCCAAUUGGAUUAUGCAGCUCAUUCUGGAGAAACAAUCUACAUCAAACACACCACCACCACCACCACCAAUCUCAUCAGCAACAGCACACAUUAUUACUGGGUGAAGUUCAGAAUUCAGGGAUUCAAGAUCUUUAUCAAAGGCUCAGACAAUCCGUGAAUUACUAUGAUAAUUCGGCAUCAGUCCAGAGUAAUGUGGCAGCUGUUGCAGCACCAUCAUCAUCGUCUUCGUCUAUCAUAGAACCAGCUCCUGUUGCUGGAGGGGAACUGGGUUACUGGAAUGCCGCGUUUUCAUGGUCAGAUCUAUCAACAACCAAUGGUGCAUUUCCUUAAGGACCUCGGCUCUUCCUUCUCUAUUUUUAAGUAAGUUAUUUUUCAUUUGGGUUUUCCAUUGUUUGCUUGUUUGGGGAUAUGGUAUAUGAAUAUGGUUGAAGUAUCAGUCUGUUCUAUCUGGUUUUUUUUUCUUCCUUUCAACUUAUUCUUAACUAAUUUUAGUGCUUUUCUCUGUGUGUUUUAAAGUGUGGUUACCUUGUGAGUGUAUGUACCAAGAAGCAGGAGAGAAGAAAAAACAAAGGAAAAUGGAAAGAUUAUUAGGUGUUUCUGAAUGUUUUCAUUUAUAUGAGAAAAUUAAAAAGAGCUCAUGUUUCACUUUGUAUCCAUUUACUGUCUACAUAAGAUGUCAUUUUAUAAUUAUCAACAUGCAGAAGUAUUCCAAGGUUUCA